Molecule: messenger RNA, 1659 nt
Organism: Sungouiella intermedia
Lineage: Eukaryota; Fungi; Ascomycota; Pichiomycetes; Serinales; Metschnikowiaceae
Source: the annotation of a GenBank genome assembly
AUGGGUAAAGAAGAUAAAAAGAGAAAGCUCGACGAUGUCGACGCAGUAGAGAAGAGAUCUAAGAAGGACAAGAAGGACAAGAAGGACAAGAAGGACAAGAAGGACAAGAAGGACAAGAAGGACAAGAAGGACAAGAAGGACAAGAAGGACAAGAAGGAAGAAAAGGAAGAAAAGGAAGAAAAGAAGGAGAAGAAGGACAAGAAGGAAAAGAAGGAAAAGAAGGAGAAAUCUGACAAGAAGGAGAAGAAGGAAAAGUCUGAUAAGCCAGUCAAGGUCGAGAAAGUCGAACAAUCUAACCUCAAAGCUGAACCUUACGUCCAAUCGCAACGUUUAACCGAUGCUCCAGAGUCCGAAGUCAAGGAUUUCUUGACCGCCAACGAAAUCGCCAUUGAAGACCCUCACAACUUGACUAUCAGACCUUUGUUGUCUUUCGACCACGUGAACUUUGUUCCUGAGGUGCAAAAGGCCAUCUCCAAGUUCCCUAAGCCCACGCCUAUUCAGGCUGCCUCGUGGCCAUACUUGCUCAGUCAUAAGGACGUUAUCGGUGUCGCUGAAACCGGUUCCGGAAAAACUUUUGCUUUCGGAGUUCCUGCCGUCAACAGCAUCUUGAAGGAAAACAAGAAAGGCUUGAAGGUGCUCUGUCUUUCGCCUACUCGUGAGUUGGCGUUGCAGAUCUACGACAACUUGGAGGAAUUGACUAAGAACACGCCUAUCUCCAGUGUGGCCAUCUACGGAGGAGUCAGCAAAAUCGACCAGAUCGAGAAGUUGAAGACUGCCAGCAUUGCUGUGGCUACCCCUGGUCGUUUGGUCGACUUGUUGGAAGACGGCUUAGUUGAUUUGUCUACUGUGGACUACCUUGUUCUUGACGAAGCAGACAGAAUGUUGGACAAGGGAUUUGAGGAGCACAUCAAGCAAAUUAUUGGCCACACCCCCAACAAGACAGACAGACAGACUUUGAUGUUCACAGCCACCUGGCCCAAGGAGGUCAGAGACCUUGCAUCUGUAUUCAUGUGCAGCCCAGUCAAAGUCACCAUUGGAGAGCGUGAUGAGCUUGCCGCUAACAAGAGAAUUACCCAGAUUGUGGAGGUGAUUGACCCACGUGAAAAGGAGAAGAAGUUGUUGCAAUUACUCAGAAAGUACCAAUCUGGAGCUCAUAAGAACGAUAAGGUGCUCAUUUUUGCAUUGUACAAGAAGGAAGCACUGAGGGUCGAGGGACUCUUGCAAAGAAACGGAUACUCUGUGGCUGCCAUCCAUGGAGACUUGUCUCAACAACAGAGAACCCAUGCCUUGUCGCAGUUCAAGCUGGGUGAAUGUAACUUGAUGUUGGCAACUGAUGUUGCUGCCAGAGGUCUUGACAUUCCUAACGUGAGGGUCGUCAUCAACUUGACUUUCCCAUUGACUGCUGAGGAUUACGUUCACAGAAUUGGAAGAACCGGAAGAGCUGGACAAACAGGAACUGCCCACACUCUUUUCACCGAGCAUGAGAAGCAUCUUAGUGGAGCAUUGAUGAACAUUUUGCGUGGAGCCAAUCAGCCAGUUCCUGAUGAGUUGCUCAAGUUUGGUGGACACACCAAGAAGAAGACGCAUUCUGCGUACGGAGCAUUUUUCAAGGAUGUUGACAUGGGCAAGACUGCUAAGAAGAUUAAGUUUGAUGAUUAG